AUGGCACUCGGCUUGAGCAAGUUGAAAACACUGGGUCUCAGUAUCCUAGUCUUUGGGAUUCUGGUCGCAGGAUUUGACCAGCCAGAUGACACAAAACAACGCUUCCAGUUCAACAUUACAGGCACGCGAGUCUUGGGGUUGUUGAUGGUCAUAUUCUUUGUAUCAAACUUCAAGUCGAUGCCCUUUGUCUGGACAUUCCGUGUUCUGUGCACUAUUACAUACCACACCGUCCUCCGCAAAUCACCGCAAUUGGGCCCCAAAGCUCUCUUCAAGCCUAUCAUCGCCACGACUUCCACUUCUCUCCUCGAAGUCGAUUAUUACCUGCACAAGUCCAACUCGACAUACUUCGCCGACCUUGAUGUUGGGCGCGCGCAUUUAAUCGCAUACCUCUUCCGCCGUGGCUUCCAUCGAUUAUCCAAUAACACCAAGCUCGGAAUAGUUCUUGAUCCAAAGACCGGAACUCCGAUGGGCGGAAGACUCGGGAUAAAUCUUGGCGCCGUUGAAACCUGCUUCCGACGCGAGAUCACAGCGUUCAAACAAGUUGAGAUGUGGAGUUAUGUCUUGACUUGGGAUCGGAAGUGGUUAUACAUCGUCACACAUUUCGUGCCAAAGCGUACAGCACUUCCGACAGAGUGGCUUGAUCCGCAGUUUGCGAGAACGGCGACAAGGCCGCUGCUCAAAGACUCUGGCGAUUUGAGCAAGAAGGUAUACGCUACGGCUUUGAGCAAGUAUGUUUUCAAGUUGAAGCGCCUGACUGUGCCGCCAUCAACGGUGCUGGAGGAGGCUGGUCUGCUGCCGACACGGCCUGGAGGAUGGGCAAUUGGCGAGCAUGACCUGGAGGCGUCGGGCCCAGAUAUUUCGGAUGUUGGUAUUAGCAAAGAUGGCGAAUGGGAUUGGCGACGGGUUGAAGCUCAAAGAAGGAGGGGAAUUGAGUUGAUUAGCAAGCCGAACCAUCUUGACUUAAUCCAUGAUGGCUUUGAUGGGGGUAGUGAUGGAGCAAUUGGCCGGUUCAGUCCAGGAUAG
This is a messenger RNA of Fusarium subglutinans, 1023 nucleotides long. Its product is annotated as capsule polysaccharide biosynthesis. Lineage: Eukaryota; Fungi; Ascomycota; Sordariomycetes; Hypocreales; Nectriaceae. The transcript has 2 exons. The coding region runs from base 1 to 1023 and encodes 340 amino acids. The record is from RefSeq and is a predicted model, not a curated record.